This is a messenger RNA of Knipowitschia caucasica, 1602 nucleotides long. The record is from the annotation of a GenBank genome assembly. NCBI's taxonomy places the organism in Eukaryota, Metazoa, Chordata, Actinopteri, Gobiiformes, Gobiidae.
AUGACCCAGCCUCAGCAUCCUCCUCCCCCGCUGGCCUUCGCUCUUCUGCUCCUCUCCUGUCUCCUCCGCGGCGCACACGCACGCACCUCGCAGUUCUCGGACCUAAAGUCUAAGAUCACGGGGGUGGAGGAGCUUCUGGAUGAGUUCCGGCAGCAGCUGCAGCAGGAGCAGGCCUACAGUCGCGGUGCGGACCUCCCUGACGCCUGCGUGGAGGACUACGACCGUGCAGAGGGUCGCAUCAUCCGCACCCGGCUCUCCAUUCAUCAGGGGGCCGCGUUCCUUCUGGCCCCCGACUCAACGCGCUCCUGGAGGGACUGCGUGCAUGCCUGCUGCGCGGAGGAGCACUGCACGGUGGCGGUGGUGCAGGCCGGGGAUGCGCAGGCCUGCUUCCUCUUCAACUGCACCUACAGGGGCAGAAACGUGUGCUCGUUCGCCCAGAAAGAGGGUUUCUCUUCCUUCACCCGCGUCAACGCCACCGCCUUCAGGGCUCGGACCGCGGCUCUGAGCGGGACCGUCCGGAGACCAGGACAGGAGAAGGAGGCUUCAGAGGACGAGCCCCCUCGCUGUGACGCGGGGCAGGACGUGGUGGUCCAGAUGCCCACAGAUUGGGCGGUCCUGGACGGGAGAGACAGUGUGGACGACCACGAGAUCAGCCGCUACGACUGGACCCUGGUCCGAGGAGACCCAGCCGUCAACAUGAGGGUGACCCACCCGGGCCUGUUGAAGGUCAGCGGGCUCCAGGUCGGCGUCUACACGUUCCAAAUGACGGUGACCGACAGCGCGGGGCAGAAGAGCUCCGAUAACGUGUCCGUGUCGGUGCUGGCUCCUAAACGCCAGGCUGAAGUGUGUACAGGCCACUGCUCUAAAUACCAGUUCAAAUGUGACGACGGCUGCUGCAUCGACAUCACUUACGCCUGUGACGGGAAACAACACUGUCCCGACCGCUCCGACGAAGACUUCUGUCCCAACUUUGAAGGCAGCAGAAAGUCGGUGACCCACUCCAUGGACCCGUCCAGUCCACAGGCCGGGUCCCACACAGACACAGAGGAGCAGACGGGACGCAGGAAAACACCAGGAAGCAUUGUCCCGGCACCAGAAGAGGACCAGCAGUACACAGCUCCUAAUCCAGAUCCGUGCUCCUCGGCUCCUGUGGUGGGGCCGUGCAAAGGCACCUUCCCUCGCUGGUACUACGACCAGGAGGCGGGACAGUGUAAGCACUUCCUGUAUGGAGGUUGUCAGGGCAACCACAACAACUUCCUGCAGGAGUUGGACUGUGUCUCAGAGUGCAUCCAGAAAUCUCCGUCUUUUAAAUCUGCAACAGUGGCUCCAACAGUGACCAAACAGACAGAAAUAGCCGCUCCCAAAGUGUCCCAAAGUCAAACCCACAGUGAGGAGGACAUCUCUAAACCCUCUCUCACCAAAGGAGGUCACCCUGCUCCAGAAUCAGGAGCUAUCCUCCCUCUGGUCCUCGGGAUCCUCAUCACGGCUCUGCUCGUCCUGAUCAUCGGCUGUCGGCUCAAACUGGUCCAACGCAAACUGAAGAAGGCGCGGCCCCUGACCACCGAGGAGUCUGAUUACCUCAUCAACGGCAUGUACCUGUAG